AUGAGUCAGUCUCAAUCUUCUCCCAACAACAGAGGGUCCAUAUUUGGAUGGGCAAAAAGCUUGAGACGCUCAAACUUGUUAUCCAACGAGUCUGUUAAUGAAAUCAGCGACAAUGACUCCAUUUCAAAGUCUCCUACAAAAGCAAAUUAUACCUCGCCUCAUCAGCAUCACAGCCCGUUGAAUAUACCGAAUGCAAAGACUCACAACAACACUCACGCGAAUGCAGACUCCCCAAACUCAUUCUACCAGAACCAACAACAACAACAGCUGCAACAACUGCAGCAACUGCAACAACUGCAACAACUGCAUCACCUGCAUCACCACCAUAACCUCGGAUCAAACUUUUUUGGAUCUUCUCCAACGGGGUCCAGUCACCACACCGACUUUUUACGCCCCCUACUCAACCACAAGUCUAGAUCUACAAAUAAUGUGUCCAGAGUUAGAUCAAACUCCUUGAACCAAUCUGAAAGCAGUAUACGUCAGCACAGAGACUCGUUUUUGCAAACCAAUGCACUAGUUGAUGAGAAUUCUAAAUAUUUCGGGGUUCCUUUGCAACAGGCCUUGGAUGAGGCAUCGGCAAAGAUUUCCAUUCUCACUGGGGAUCAGUCUGAUGGCUUGAAAUAUGGCCAAAUUCCCAUUGUUGUGGCCAAAUGCGGAGUAUACUUGAAGAAAAAUGGACUCAAUGUGGAGGGUUUGUUUAGAGUUGGAGGCUCUUCCAAAAGAAUCAAAGACUUGCAGGUUAUAUUCAACACUCCACCAUCUUUUGGUAAGCAGCUAAACUGGGAUGGAUACACAGUUCAUGACGCUGCAUCAAUUUUGCGAAGAUAUUUGAAUGCACUUCCCGAACCACUAGUUCCAUUGGAUAUGUAUGAAGAGUUUAGAGAGCCAUUAAAGAAUAGGCAACGAAUCAUUAGUUAUAUGCAAUACAAAGCUGAGAAUCCGUCAAAAAGUCUUAAACAUGCCAGCGUGGAGGACUUGUCUAGUGCUUCACAGAUGUUGACUGAGGCCAAUGUGGAAAAGUUUAAUGACAAUGGGGUUAGUUUCAGAGAUCGCAAUGAUUCGAAUGUAUCGACGCAUCCAACAAGUUCAAUUAACCAGGCAAGUGAGCAGCCGCUGCAAGUGCAGCAACAACCAUUGCAACAACAACAACAACAACAACAACUGCAGCAGCAACAGCUAUCAACGGAGCAACAACAACUGCAGCAGCGUCUUCCACUGCAAUCACUCGUACGACAACCCACUCAGGACGAAAUUGACCUCAAGAACAAGAAGAAAUCCAAAAACUACAAAAAGCUCACAAGAGAUGUUCAUGCAGCAAUCGACGACUACAAGCACUUGGUUGAUGAUUUACCCACAGCUUCAAAGCAAUUGCUAUUUUACGUGUUGGACUUGUUGGCAAUGGUGCGUAAUCAUCUGAAGGAGAAUUUAAUGAGCUCGAGAAAUUUAGCUGCCAUUUUUCAACCGCUGAUACUUUCACACCCGAGUCAUGAUCUUGACCCUGAAGAGUAUGCUUUAUCUCAAUAUGUUGUGGAGUUUUUAAUCCACUACGCUUACAAGCUUUUGCCCACUCAUAACCCUGGUUCUUCAGGCAGCAGUGGCAACGAAGAGGUCGCUGCAUCCGUUGCGCCUCCACAAGCAUCGCAAAGCACCGUCACUUCCACAAGCACAACUCCAUUGGAGAGUUCGGCCUCGCUAUCAAAGAACGACCUACUGCUGAAAGUACCUCCUAUAGGAGAGCCUACGCCUACGCCUAUACCUCCACCUCCACCUGCAUCUGCAUCUGCAUCUGCAUCUGCUGCACCCCCACAAUUUAAUCGUCGACAUUCGAAAAGUUUGAGCUCGGCCGGGAACCAUGAGGAUUUGGUGGUGGGGUACAAACAGAAUGUCACUGGAUCCAUACCAUUUGAAUCAGAUGUGGAUUACGAAAUAUCUGAUGAAAACGACAUAGGUUCUGAUGUUGAGGAGUCGUAUUUCACGCAAACGAGGUCGGCUAAUGCUGCAAGUCCAAUGAGAAUAAAUUUUGAUAACGAAAGGGCUGUUGCGAAGCCAGAAGAACCUGUUGUUGCUAAUGAAGAGCCCGUCAUUAUUGUUACAACGCCAAGCUCGGGACCUCGAGUCUGA
Lodderomyces theae is the source of this 2121-nucleotide messenger RNA. It is a transcript of the gene SAC7, whose product is annotated as Sac7p. Lineage: Eukaryota; Fungi; Ascomycota; Pichiomycetes; Serinales; Debaryomycetaceae. The transcript has a single exon. The coding region runs from base 1 to 2121 and encodes 706 amino acids. Gene Ontology annotation, molecular function: GTPase activator activity. Gene Ontology annotation, cellular component: cell cortex. The record is from RefSeq and is a predicted model, not a curated record. Gene Ontology annotation, biological process: regulation of fungal-type cell wall organization; activation of GTPase activity; signal transduction.